AUGGCCGUAGCUCUACUUUGCCUGCUAGCCCUUGCCGCCGUCUGCGCCGCCAAGCAACAAGACUUCGAGGCGAUCGACACCAGAAAGCCGUGGCUGGCCAACAGCUAUACCACCAACCCGUCGUGUCACGCGCCGCCGGUGUUCGUCCUGGCCAGCUCGGAGCUAUCGGAGCUGGACAUCGACCAGGAAACUGCUCGACGAGCGCAGGUUUACUUAUAUUGGUCGUCCUGCGAGUGUGCUCUGAUGUGCCGCCCGCGAGGAGUGCGCACUUGCUACACCGAAGAGUUCAGCCGCGAUGAGGUGCUCGCCCUGCUCGGCCACAAGUCUAGCCGACGCGCUCUCAUCAAGGCUGACGGAGUGCCGAACUUCCCAGUGCCAAACGGACGCCAGCGCGCCAGCGUCCACCUCGGCUGCAAGUGCGGCAACAGCUGCAGCGUCUGGGGCAUGAAGUUCACCCCGCGUGCCGACGGCAGUACCGAUCUCAUCCAGAAAUACACCGGCCCGAUGCUG
Mesorhabditis spiculigera is the source of this 510-nucleotide messenger RNA. The record is from the annotation of a GenBank genome assembly. Lineage: Eukaryota; Metazoa; Nematoda; Chromadorea; Rhabditida; Rhabditidae.